AUGAAAUAUUUCUAAAAUGGAUUGAAUCAAAUUUGUCAAUAAAUUAUUAGACCAGCAAGAGCAGAAUACACUAUAUAUGAUUUAUGUAAAUUUACUUAAGUUUAUGAACAGCUUCUUUUUAGAUUUAGGAAGAAACUCAAUAUAUAAGGGAAGAUUUUGAUAUCAUCAAUCCUAGAUAAGAAGUGAUCAAAGUUAGUUAAUAUGUAGGGUAAAUAAAAAGUGAUGUUUGCAUCAUAUAUUUACAUACAGCUAAUGGUUCUAGAAUGGAAGUUAGUAAAUAUGUUUCAAUGAUUAUUAAAAAUGGUUUUGGUUUAAUUUCAUUUGAUUUUACUGGAUCUGGAAUGUCUGAUGGAGAUAUUGUGACUUAUGGACAUAGAGAAGUAGGAGACUUGUAAACUGUUAUUACUCACUUCCAAUCAUCAUAUAAAUAAAUAAUUCUAUGGGGAAGAUCUAUGGGUUCUGCUAUUGCAAUCUAAUAUAUGCAAAGAUUCAAUAAUUUAAUUAUUAAAGGAAUGAUAUUGGACAGUCCUUUCGUUUGUUUAUUAGAUGUAAAUACAUACUAUAAUUUUAAUUAGGUUAUCUUAUAAAUGGCAUCAAGCAGAACUAAAAUUCCUAAUUUCAUUUUAAAGAGUUUAUCAACAUUUGUAUCAAAUGAACUCAAAAAGUAAGCUGGAUUUGAUUUAGAUGAUAUUAAUUGCUUAAAAAAGAUAUCUUAAAUUAAAUGUCCAGCUAUUUUUGUCACUUCCAAAUUAGAUAAUAUUGUACCACCAGAAUAAACUGAAAAACUUUUUAAAGCUUAUACAGGUAUCAAAAAAAUUUAAUACAUAAAUUAAUAACAUAAUGGUAUUAGAGAGCAUUCUUUUAUUGAAACUCUAAUCCAUUGGUUUAAAAAGAGAACACCCAUCUUUGAAAGAUUAGGAGUGGGCACUUAAAUUAAAUAAAGAAUAAUGCAUAAAUAAAAAAAUACGUUAGGAUCAAUCAAGUAGGUUUCUUUGGAUCUCUACAAAGAAAGAUCUUCAACACUAGAACGUUUUAAUUUAAUAUUUAUUUUAGAUCAAAGAGUUAUAAAUAUUUCUAUAUCUCCCAGAUAGAAGAUUAUGGAUUAAAAGAAAUUAACCGCAGAGGAGAAGUAUAACCAAUUAUUAGAAACACAAAGGUCUCUUUAUAUAGAUAGAUCUGCUUCUGCUUAAAGAAUUUAAAUUAGCAACUCUAUUGAUUAUUAAAUGUCUCCAAUUCCUCUAGCACCUUUGAGUAAUAAAAUUAUCACUUCCUCGUAACAUAAUUAUUUUUCUCAUUCAAAACCUAUCACUUUCACUAAGGUUCCUCAUAAGACAAAAGAUGGCACACAUUUUUGA
This is a messenger RNA of Paramecium primaurelia, 1355 nucleotides long. The record is from the annotation of a GenBank genome assembly. NCBI's taxonomy places the organism in Eukaryota, Ciliophora, Oligohymenophorea, Peniculida, Parameciidae.